CCUCGAUUUGCGUUGCAGGCGUUUUUGCGUAAUCAAGCGUGAUCUCAUCAAGCGUGAUCUCAAGCAGAUAAUCCACGCUGAGAUCCGUGCGAACACACAGCUGUUGACGCCUGAAGCGCGCGAGCAUUGCUGCCCACUUGCCCGCAGACACCCACUCUGUGCAGUGUCGAGGAGCUGGCUGCAGCGGCAGACACAAGCAAAAGCAAAAGCAAAUGGGCGUGUGGGAGCGCAAAGCGAAGGCGGGCGCCAUCGGAGGAGUGACGGGUUUCAUGGUCGGCGGCGCGGCGGCCGCGCUACAGAUGCGCGGGCGGCACGCGGGCCCGGCGGCGCUCUUUUUGGCGUGCGUUAUUGGUGUUGGCGCGGCGUUCCGGCAGACGUAGCCAUGGCGAGCAACGACGAACCGUCCUUCGCGCAGCUCGUCAUGCGCGCCGUCGCAAAGCAGAAGGUGGACCCGUCCUUCGUCGCGACGGCCGCGGCGUCGAUCAGGAAGCUCGGAUUCAAAAAGAAGGUCUUGACGGUGCAUGCCAUCGGCGGCCAGCCCCACGUUGAGGGAAAUGAUGAUCUGUGGAUCCUGCUCGCGGACGCGCUCAAGGUCCAGACGCUCGACGUUUUGGUCGUGGGGCCCGACGUGCGCGACCGCCCCGCGCGGGCGUACCGGGGCCGCGUGCGCGUGACGCACGACGCGGGCGCGUACGACGUCGACAACAGGCGCGUGUGGCGGGCCGCGCCGGAUGUGGUCAUAGCCUUCCACCCAGGCUUCUGGGGCUACGACUCGUGGCGGCCGACGUUGAUGGGGCUGCUGCGGACCUCCAUUCCAAUUAUUGUUACGAGCUACACGAUGGAGGAGGCGCGCCUCGACGUGCGGGCGCUCGGCGCGGCGACGCUCGAGGCCGGCGCUGAUGACGAUGCUGCCGACGCGGCGGCGGCGACGCUGGACUUCCUCUGGGGCCCGGAGGAAAACGAACGCGCCGGCGCGCGGCGCGUCGUCGCGUCGGCGCCGCCGGGCCACGACUACCGCGAGAACAACGUCUCGUUCGCGGUCCGCGGGCGGCCCGACCCGCGGCGGUCGGGCUAACUAACGCCAGUUUGUAACGUACCUACUAUGAUGG
This is a messenger RNA of Pelagomonas calceolata, 1109 nucleotides long. NCBI's taxonomy places the organism in Eukaryota, Pelagophyceae, Pelagomonadales, Pelagomonadaceae. The record is from the annotation of a GenBank genome assembly.